This is a messenger RNA of Fragaria vesca subsp. vesca, 1407 nucleotides long. Its product is annotated as short-chain dehydrogenase TIC 32, chloroplastic-like. Bases 158 to 1129 code for a protein of 323 amino acids. The record is from RefSeq and is a predicted model, not a curated record. NCBI's taxonomy places the organism in Eukaryota, Viridiplantae, Streptophyta, Magnoliopsida, Rosales, Rosaceae. The transcript has 8 exons.
ACGCUAUCCUCUCCUUCUCUUCCUCUCACCGUCUUUCUCUUUUCUCAAUGCUCUGUUUCCUCUGAGCAAUGAUAUAAAGAAAUCUGGGAUAGGUCAUUGACAUAGCCACUGAACCUUCUGGGGAAUUUGAUUGGUCAUUUCUGUGUGUUUUAAAGAAAUGGGGUUCUUCUCAUUGGUGACAGGAAGGCCUGGUGCAAGUGGGUUUGGAUCAUCUUCAACUGCUGAGCAAGUCACUAAUGGGAUUGAUGCAAGAAACCUCACCGCCAUUGUCACUGGCGGGGCGAGUGGGAUUGGACUGGAGACGGCAAAGAUCUUGGCUCUUCGAAGAGCCCAUGUCAUCAUUGCUGCUAGAAACGUUGAGGCUGCAAACAAAGCGAAACAGCUCAUUCUUGAAGAGAAUGAGAAAGCACGAGUGGAUGUGCUACAGCUUGACCUCUGCUCAGUCAAGUCUGUUAGAGCAUUUGUUGAUAGCUUUAUUGCACUUGAUCUUCCUCUCAACCUCUUAAUAAACAACGCUGGUGUUAUGUUCUGCCCUCACCAGCUUUCAGAAGAUGGGAUAGAGCUGCAGUUUGCUACCAAUCAUCUUGGUCAUUUUCUCUUGACCAACCUCCUCCUGGAGAAAAUGAAGAACACGGCUAAAACCACCGGCAUUGAAGGCAGAAUUGUGAACCUGUCAUCGAUUGCUCACGUACACACCUACAACAAUGGGAUUCGAUUUGAAAGGAUCAAUGAUCGAAGUGGUUACUCGGACAAAAGAGCAUAUGGCCAAUCCAAACUAGCCAACAUACUCCAUGCUAAUGAGCUCUCUCGUAGGUUGCAGGAAGAAGGUGUGAACAUCACAGUCAACUCAGUCCACCCAGGAAUAAUAAUGACACCUCUCAUGAGGCACUCUGCUUUUCUAAUGAAAACUUUGAGGUUUUUCACCUUCUGCAUUUGGAAGAAUGUUCCUCAGGGAGCAGCCACAACAUGCUUUGUAGCACUGCAUCCAAAAAUGAAGGGCGUGACCGGAAAAUACUAUGUGGACUGCAACGAGAUGAAGCCGAGCUCCUAUGCUAGAAAUGAGAAGUUGGCGAAAAGACUGUGGGACUUCAGCAACAAAUUGAUUGAUGGAGCUUCUGUUAAAGGUUGAUGAUCAGAAACAGCUUCUUCUAUAAGUACGUUGAUGAGAAACACCCUGGGAAAAUCUGUGAUCAAGUAGUACUAGUAUCAUAUAUGAGCCCGCAAUGCUGGAGUGAGUUGUGGGAUUAAUGUGAGUGUGCAACUGCAAUGGUCCAUGCUAUAGGACGUCGUUGUUUGGUUACUGUUUGUUGAUAGUUGUUGUAUUGUUUCAUUUAUUUAUUGUGUGCUGUUUAUCAUAAUGAUACUGGACCUCCUUGGUUUUCAGUUAACAUAAUAUGGUUGAUCUUU